Messenger RNA from Paramuricea clavata, 635 nucleotides. The record is from the annotation of a GenBank genome assembly. Lineage: Eukaryota; Metazoa; Cnidaria; Anthozoa; Malacalcyonacea; Plexauridae.
AUGAUUCUGGAAGAACUAUUUGGUAGUUUUGUGUCAGUUGUGUCGAGUGUGAUAAUUAAAACACCGGCGAUAACCCGAGAAAAUCUGAAAAGGGAUUACACUUUGAUAUUUGAAGAAAAUCCUGAGCGAGACGAAGUGUACGAUGGCUUAAUACACCGGGAGUAUGAGCAAGAGACACCGACGGCAUUGCCUUAUUAUGAAGAAGAUGUAUCUGUUUUAGUGCAAGCUAAUGAACAACCACAGCGAAAUUUCUGCGAAUCAUUUCUCCGAAGUUUUAAAGCAAAUGUUGGACUAAUAAUAGUGGCUGUUUUCAUAUUAGGCUUGCUCACAAUUGGGGUUGUGUUGGUGGACUUGAUAACCACUAACGCAUGUAUAGAAUGGGUUCUGCAUAAGAAUCUCACUAUUCCAAGAAACGUAGAGAUCUUGCAAACUGUUGGAGGCUGUGCCACAUUUCUACCUUUGUUUGCAGCGUUUCCGGUAUGCGUCGCCAUGUUGUGGGGUUUCAAAGAGUUUAGAAAGAAUUAUUUAUUACGUUUAUUUGUCUUACAGUUAGUAAUAGGAUCCUUUGCAUGGUCAUACAGAAUUUACGUAGCUGAUAAGCUUGCAGCUACCAUUGGCGGUUAUAACAAAUACAG